AUUUCCGAGUCAUCGUCGUGUUAGUCAGAGAAAUGGUUGCCUGACGAGCAUCACCGCAUUCACUGGGAUCCGGGAACCGAAUUAAAAUGUAAAUACAGCAUCAACGCAAACACACAUUUCCAGAUGAGAUGCGCGCUUUUCUCUGCGGUGCACGCGGAUGACAGCACACAAUAUCUUCUCAACCGCCAUCAAUCGUCAUGAACAUGCAUAUGUGGAUAUUGGCCAUACUCUCUUUUGCCAAGUUUUUCACCUUAAUUGAGAUGUUAGACAUUUAUGGGGAUAUAUGUACAGGCCUGUGCGUCUGCGAAGAUAGAGACGGGAUUUUUACAGCCAGCUGUGAAAACAGAGGAAUUAACAAUCUGUCAGAGGUAACACCUUUACACUUCACUGCUUAUCAUCUUCUGCUCACAGGGAAUCUGUUAAAGAAAGUCUCCCUCGACGAUUUCGUUCAGUAUGAAGGACUCACCAUCUUACAUCUAGGCAACAACGAUAUAUCCGAAAUCGAAGGUGGGGCUUUUAACGGGCUCCAGGGAUUAAAGCGACUGCAUCUAAACAAUAACAAAAUCGAGGCACUAAAGGACGACACGUUCCUCGGACUUGAAAGCUUGGAGUACCUACAGAUUGACUAUAAUUAUAUUAGCCACAUUGAAGCGAAAGCCCUAAGCAAUUUACGUCACUUAGAGGUGCUCAUCCUCAAUGACAAUUUACUAUCCACUCUGCCGAACAACAUCUUUCAGUAUGUUCCUUUAACUCAUCUCGACCUGAGAGGCAAUCAACUCAAAGUGCUUCCCUAUAUCGGCCUUCUGGAGCACCUGAGUCACAUUGUGGAGUUACAGCUUGAAGAAAACCAGUGGAAUUGUUCUUGCGAAUUAAUUGCGCUUAAAGCCUGGCUUGAAAGCAUAUCUUACACCGCUUUGGUCGGAGAUGUGGUUUGCGAGACUCCCUUCCGAUUGCACGGACGAGACCUUGACGAAAUCUCAAAGCAAGAGCUUUGUCCCCGCAGAGCCAUCGCCGAAUACGAAAUGCGCGCAGAACCGGCUCACAGCAGCGAGAUCCUCUACAAAACCACGUCAGCGACGUUCACGGCGGGAUUUGCAUCCUCGACUAUCUUGCGUGCCACAAAAAGCAGCCGUUUAUCAGGAAAACUUCGCGUUAAACCCACUUCGCGCUCGUCUUCAAGCAAGCCGCAGAAUUACGGGCCGAUGUUGGCCUACCAAACCAAAUCUCCGGUUCCUCUAGACUGUCCCAACGCAUGCACGUGCAAUCUCCAAAUCUCAGACCUCGGGUUGAACGUUAACUGCCAAGAGCGGAAAAUCGAAAGCAUCUCGGAUCUAGAUCCCAAGCCGUACAAUCCAAAAAAGAUGUAUUUAACCGGAAACUACAUCUCUUCGGUGUGCAGUUCGGACUUCAAUGGUGCAACCGGAUUGGAUUUGCUCCAUUUAGGCAACAACCGAAUAGCCAUCAUUCACGAUAAGACAUUCGGCCAGCUUAUACACUUAAGAAGGCUUUACUUAAAUGGCAACUUAAUCGAGCGGCUCACCGAGGAUAUGUUCUACGGUUUACAAAGCUUGCAGUUUUUGUAUUUGGAGUAUAACGUUAUUCGAGAGAUCGCGGUUGGCGCCUUCCAGCAGGUGCCCAACCUUCAAUUACUGUUUCUCAACAACAACCUCCUCAAGACACUACCACUAGGCAUCUUCGAUGGAUUAAGUCUGGCUCGAUUGAAUCUGCGCAGUAACCACUUACGAACUCUUCCGGUCGGCGGCGUCCUUGAAGACCUUUCGUCGCUCGUGCAGAUCAAUCUCUUCGAGAACCCUUGGGAUUGCUCGUGCAUCGCGGUGGAGAUGAAAAACUGGUUGGAGCAGCUCAGCACUGGUACAGUGGUGAACAGCGUCAUUUGCGAAUCUCCACUGAGUCUCUCAGGAGAGGAUUUGCGAUACGUUCACGCGUCUCAUCUCUGCCCGGAAAGCUCAAACGUGCAAUCUUCCAUCGUGCCGCCUUCGGAGGAAUCCUUUCCUGGUAGCACCAUCACUUUAGAAACAGCCUUGGAUUAUGACACGCAACAUCCCGCGGUUCCCCUUUCUGUUCUUAUACUCGGUUUGUUGCUCCUUUUUAUAUUAUCCGUGUUCGUCGCCGCUGGAUUGUUUGCGGUCAUAAUGAAGCGGCGUAAAAAGUCUGAACGCCUAGCUUCGGUAACCACCAAUGCGAGCUCUUUCAAUGCAGUUUACACCGAUAGAGCGAAGUCUAGAACAUCGGCGGGUAACGUCUACGAAUACAUCCCACCCACAACAGAAGGCGCUGCGAAAAACGGCCCCUAUAGUGAGGGAAGCGCAAUCGAGAGUUACAGAGACUUCGAAGAACUCAAUAGAGUUCUGGCAUCCAAUUUGGAUGAAGACGUCGGGAGCAACGCGAUAAGCUCAGAGUUCAGCGCUGGCACUCCAGACACGCUCAACAGACACUCUCCUCUGUUGGACGACAACUACUUUUACCGAGAUAUCUUGGCUAGGGACCAGCAGGCCUCUUACAGGGGUAAUUUAGCAUGUAAGCAUGGCACACAUGCAUCAGCUCACUGCACGCCGGACUUUGAUGCGAGACAUCAAUACUUGAAUCCGGAAAGAGUAGAGCAGACCAUGGUGUACUGCUCGACACCAACCACCGUCUACAUAGAGCCCAACAGAAGCGAAUACUGGGAACUGAAAGCCAAGCUUCAUUUCGAACCGGACUAUUUGGAGGUUCAUGAGAAAAGGGCGACCUUCACACAGUUCUGAAAUAUGGAUUUUGGAUAUGGAUCUGAGAGAUAGGUGAAUCUCACUAAAAUAUGAUUGCACUUCAAAAUUAAAAAUAUAAUUGUUUUUAUAUUUUCAAUUAAAUAUCAUUUUAUAUUUAUAACGGUGCAUUUUAUUAUUAUUUUGCAAAAAGAAAACAAAGCCUAAUUAUUACUAUAAUUUAUUUAUUAAUUUUAUUUGUGACAUUUUGAUGGACAAUUAAGCAAAUCUUUCCCAAUUUCCACUUUCAUUUUGUUAAAAAAGAUAAAUAAAAUAAAUAAAUAAUAAUAAUAAUAAAUAAAUCUAAUUCUCACAGAUUUGGAAGAAAUGAUUUAACACAUUAUCUAUACACCAUAUUUAUAAUUUAUAAGAUUUUCCACAAAGAAAAUGAAGCCUAGGUAUUACUAUUAUUUUUAAUUUAUUUAUUAAUUUUCUUUUGCAUUGUGACAUUUUUCAGGACAGUUAAGCAAAUUAUAUAAUUCGAUUCAAUUCAAGUUUAUUUGUAUAGCACUUUUCACGAUGCUAAUCAUUGCAAAGCAGCUUUCCGGAGAAUUACGUUUCUACACUACAUUUAGUUGUAUGUGAUGUACACAUGGCAGAAAUGUACGGUAAAAUUCAGAUAAUGACGUAAUCAUACAGACGAUAAACACUAUUAAUAGCAAUGAUUAUAUGUUGUUAAAACUAUAAAAUUUUAUAUAUACUAUAUAUAUAUAUGCUGUAUAUUUCUAAUGCAAAACUUUUUUUUUUUUGUGAGAUUCGCACCAUAUUCUCAUACAUAUCAUGCAACGGAAAGAUAAAUACGACCUUCUUUUAUACUUCUGUAUCAUCUGUCUACUCUAAUGCAUUCUGAGGUCCGUGAAUGAUCUCUAUGUGUGAAUAUAAAAGUGACACUUGUCUUAAAGAUGUUGUGACCGUUCACAUUUAUAUCAAGGCUUUUCCUCACUUUUGAUGAAAGGGACAAUCUGUUUCGUUGUGUUCAUGUGCACAUUCUUACCAGUCUACUUCUCUAUCGAUUCUGCAGAUCUUUGCACUUUUUUUGCAUUGGUUAAAUUAUAUCAAGAAGAAUAUUUGCUAACAUUUAUAUCGACAGUCCUGGCAGGCAAACCAACUACUUUAUUAAUUAGCAAUGCUGGGGAAACAAUUUUUUUGUUCCUUUUGCAAAUUUCUGAGUUUGUGUACAUUAUCUAAAAUGCAUAUGCAGUCAAAGCACAAAAUGUACAGUAUAUACCCUUCAGCCUACAGCUCACAGUGGCUGUGCAAUAUUGUAAACUCCCUUUAAAUGUUGGUGGCAUUUGUCCACCCACGUUGUCUAAUAAGAAGCGCCAUGAGAGCGGUCAUGCAUGGGAGAAGACAAGACCACUACAGGGAAAGUGUGUAAAGCCAAAAAACCCUUCCCCCUCCCUAUUUUCCUUCAGUUUUCUGAUGUGUGACUCAGUGAAGGAAACAACAGCCCGAGCCUCUUUUUACACAAGGGUUUGUUAUUCAGCAAAUGCCAAUGAAAAUUUCAUGCAGGGCUUGAGGCGGUCUGGAGAGGUUGUUAUGCAAAAACAGCAGUCUGUACAGGAUUUUGACUGAAAAUAGCAAUUAUUUUAUGGAUUUAUAAGUCACUGUCAUGACUAUCAUAUUGUGUCAUUUCUGUGUUUACAUGUGCAAACCCAAUGAAUUACAGACUAAACAAAGUA
This is a messenger RNA of Carassius gibelio (silver crucian carp), 4444 nucleotides long. RefSeq names its product SLIT and NTRK-like protein 5. The transcript has 2 exons. The coding region runs from base 198 to 2765 and encodes 855 amino acids. Gene Ontology annotation, cellular component: membrane. Gene Ontology annotation, molecular function: protein binding. Lineage: Eukaryota; Metazoa; Chordata; Actinopteri; Cypriniformes; Cyprinidae. The record is from RefSeq and is a predicted model, not a curated record. Gene Ontology annotation, biological process: regulation of presynapse assembly; axonogenesis; positive regulation of synapse assembly.